Molecule: messenger RNA, 2234 nt
Organism: Chrysoperla carnea
Lineage: Eukaryota; Metazoa; Arthropoda; Insecta; Neuroptera; Chrysopidae
Gene: alpha-Catr
Product: alpha-catulin
Exons: 14
Coding region: 3-2234 (743 amino acids)
Biological process (GO): cell adhesion; Rho protein signal transduction
Molecular function (GO): actin filament binding
Source: RefSeq, a predicted model, not a curated record
UUAUGGCUGCGUUAUCACGACAACGGUAUGGAUCAAGCUAUCAACAUCAUCAGAUAUCCACCUUAGUCGAACAUCGCAGCGAAAGUAAUAUGCGAGAACCAAUUGCAACUCCUGCAGCAUGGGCGCGUGUCGGUCAAGCAUUGAGUGUGGCGGUUGAGCGUUUUGUAACCGUUGGUGAAACAAUUGCUGAUGAUCACAGUGAAGUAAGACAAGGAAUGUACGAGGCUUGCAAAGAAGCUCGCCAAGCAGGGGCGGCUAUAGAACAUUUAUGCGAAGCCGCUAGUGAGGAAACUGUUGCAGAUCGUGGUGCAGUCGUACGCGCUUCAAGAGCAUUAUUAGCAUCUGUUACUCGUGUUUUACUUUUAGCCGAUAUUGUCGUUGUAAAACAAUUACUCUUAGCAAAAGAUAAGGUACAACGUAGUUUAGGUAGAUUAGAAUCUGUUAGUAAUUUCACAGAAUUUGUGAAAGCUUUUUCGCAAUUUGGUGCUGAAAUGGUGGAACUAGCUCAUUUAACAGGCGAUAGACAAAACGAUUUGAAAGAUGAAAGAAGGCGAGCUCAAAUGGCUGCAGCUCGACAAGUUUUAGAAAGAUCAACAAUGAUGCUUUUAACAAGUAGUAAGGCAUGUUUAAGGCAUCCAGAUAGUGUUUCAGCAAGAGAAAAUAGAGAUACAAUAUUUUGUCAAAUGAGACGCGCUAUGGAUCUAAUACAUUAUGUAGUAAAAGAUGGAGUCUUAUCGUGUUCUGGAAUGCAAUCACCGACAUCACAGAAUGAAGAGUGGGAAACAGAUCGAACCACAGUUAGUGCUUCCAUUCGACAUUUAGAACAUUUAGUGGAAUUAUGUCGAUUAACUGAUCACGAGAUACCACAUCGAUCGGACAACAACACAGGCUCACAGAUUGGACCAGCGUUAGAUGCAUUAUUAGAAAGAUCGCAUGAUUUCACUGACUCCCCAUAUACCUCACAUGAACAUAGACAAAAAAUAUUGGUUCUAUUAGAUUCAUUAGCAGAUAGAGUAUCCCAUUUAAUUGAAGCGUAUGAAAUGUGUGCAACAGAUAUUGAUGCAGACGUUGACUCUGUAUUAGAAGCAACACGAGCAUUAUGGUUACAGUUAUGGAGAUGUACAGCGGAUCAAGCGGGCGAAUUAACAUCGCUUAUAGCAACUGGACGAGAUGCAAUUCAUGCAAUGAGAUCUUCACCACAGCAACAUACGUCACCCACAUCUAGAAGGCCUGAUCAAACUUUCCAUGACUGUAUUGAACAUACUUUGGAGAUUUGUAAAUUAGUGAGACACGUUGCAUUAACUGAAUCAUUGCAAGUAGCAGCUCGGUUUGCAGAGACAAAUUUACGAGUUUAUGGACCACAGGUAGUAACUGCAUGGCGUACAUUGCAAGAAGUACCGCAAUCACAAAUUGCUGCUGAAAAUUUAGAAGUUUUUUCUGAUAUGUAUCAAUGGUUAGCAAGCGAUGUGACUACGACUGCUCGAGAAGUUUUAGAAAAUUCUUCAGGACACCGACAAUCAAGUGAUAAACAAGUUUAUUUAUCUUUACCUAGACCAGGAAAACAUGGUACUACCUCAAAACCCUUAAAAGCUGUGAGAUUGGAUUCCGAAGAGCAAGCAAAAAUUGCUAAAAGUGGAUUAGAAAUGAAAAUGAUAUCGAGUGAAAUGGAUGCAGAAACUGAAAAAUGGCAAGAAGCUGGUGCAGCUGCAAUGGAGGAGAACAAUGACAUAGUAAAGCGAGCUAAAAACAUGUCAGCUAUGGCUUUUUCAAUGUAUCAAUUCACCCGUGGCGAAGGAUCCUUAAAGACUACACAAGAUUUAUUUACUCAGGCUGAAUAUUUUGCUGAAGAAGCAAAUCGUUUAUAUAAAGUUGUACGACAAUUUAGCUACCAGGUUCCUGGUGGCGCAAAUAAAAAAGAAUUAUUAGAAAAUUUGGAUCGAGUUCCUACAUUUGUACAACAAUUACAAUUCACUGUUAAAGAUCCAACUGUUGGUAAAGCAGCGACAUUUAUAAAAGUGGAUAAUGUUAUACAAGAAACAAAAAAUUUAAUGAAUGUUAUUAGUAAAGUUGUUACACAAUGUUUUGAAUGUGCAAGCAAAUACAAACUGGAAUUAGGAGGACCUGCAGAGGUAGCUGGAGCUGGAGCAGGUGCUGGCGGUUCUAUGGGAUGUAGUGGCGGUGGUAACGGUAGCGGUAUGGGCGGCGGCGGUGGAGGAGGGGAGGGGAGUCUCUGA